CGCGUCCGGGCCGCGCAGCCGUAAGUGGUCGGCGGCGGUUCGGACCUCGAGUCUGGCCCCGGGGCGGGAGGGGUGGCCUUGGGUGCUCUGCUUGGCGUUUGCGCCACCUGUCACUCUGCAGGCGACAGAGGAAAGUCAGGCCGGGCAGCUUGCCCACGGCCACCCAGCACUGAGAAAAAGCCCCUGAGCGACAGACCCGCGGGAUAAACGCUGUUGCGACGUGAACCACGCUCCCGGAGGCCGGACGUUAAAGGGAACUGGGGGGAAGCCCUUCGCUGUAAAGCAGAGUGGGGGGCGGGACGCCCAGACUCUCUCGGCCCCUUGGGCGAGGCCAAGGGUCCGCAGGCGGGGCGAUCCUGCCCCCCAGGAAAGCCUGGGCGGUGUCUGGGCACAUCUGUGGUCCUCACGACUGGGGGGCGCCUGGACAGGGCCAGGGAUGCUGCUCAACACCUCACUGUGUCCAGGACUGUCUCUUCAGAGGACGACCGGGCCCUGGUGUCCCCAGUGCCACAGGGACCCUGCCUUAGGCCUUGGCAUUGAUUCUGGUGAGAUUCAGGGCCCACUCCGUUUAUGACAGACUCAGGAAGCAGCUGGCCGUCGCCAGCUCACCGACCCUCCCCUUCCCCGCGGGGCGUGCUCAUCAGGCCUUUCUUGUGGAGAAAGGACGAGUUUCGGUGGUUUGAACAUUGAAAGGGAAGAUCGUGAGCCAGAUGCCACAGGCCUGCCUGGAAGAGGGGUGUUGAGGGGGCCGUUGACAUCAGUCACUAGGGAGGAGGGUCCCAUGAAGUCCAGGCAGGGGGGGGCAGUUGGUCUGGAAAUGGUGGGAAGGGGCUGGAGGGCUUGGACCCAUUGACAGAGUUGCAUUUAAAGCCCCAAGAGCAAAGAAGGAGUCCUACGCAGUGUGGGGGGCAGGGUUGUACCCCCGCCCCCCAGCUUCAGAAAUCCCAGUGUGAAGCCCCUAGACAGCAGGCUAGGGCAAGGAGCCGCCUUUGGUGUUUCUAUGGCUUCCUGGGGCGGCCACUUAUCCUUUCAUAUUCGAAGGCCAGGAAUCGGUGAUCCAGGGCUGGUCCCUCCAGGCCUCUCUGUCCUUGGCAUGUAGACGGCCACUUUCUCCCCGCGUCCUCACUUGGUGUCCCUCUGUGCAUGUCUGUGUCCUUAUGUCUGCUUGUAAGUACACCAGUUGUGUCAGAUUAGGUCCCAUGUUACCUCAAUGACUUCUUUAAAGAUCCCCUCUCCAAACAGCCACAUUCGGAGGUCCUGGAGCUCAGGGCGUCAAUACGUGCAUUAGGGGGACAUGGUUUAGCCUAUCAUGACAGAAAUACUAUAUAUCUACUUCUGUGCUGUGUAUACAUCGGCCCUUUAUACCGAAAAAGAAGAAGUUAUUUUUCCCUCUUGCCCACUCUCCAAGAAUCCAUUCGCAGCACCUUAGGGGUGUCGGCACCCCAUUGUGAAUGCAUCUUCAAAUGUUAAUUUAAAAAAAUUUCCAUCCCUUCCCCUUGGGCACCCAUCAGCUUGUUCUCUGUAUCGAUGUAUCUGUUUGUUUUGUUUAUUCCUUUGGUUUUUUUGUAGAUUCCACAUAUAAGUGAAAUCAUACGGCAUUUGUCUUUAUCUGCCUUAUUUCACUGAGCACAAUGCUGUCUAGGUUUAUCAGUGUCGCACAUGGCAAGAUGUCAUUCUUGUUACGGUGAUAGUCCACUGUGUAUAUGUACCCCUUCUUUAUCCAGUUGUCUAUUCACGGGCACCCAGGUCACUUCCAUAUCUCGGUUGUUACUAGUGACGCUGCAGUGCACACAGGGGUGCAUAUGUCUUUUCGAAUUAGUGUUUUUGGAUUUCUUUGGCUAAAUACUGGAUCAUAUGGUAGUUCCGUUUUUAAUUUUCCGAGGCACCUCCAGACUGUUUGUCGUAGUGGCCGCAGCCAUUCGCAGUCCCGCCAGCAGCGCAUGAAGUCCCCUUUUUUCAUCUCUGCCAGCACUUGUCGUUUGUUGAUGUACUGACGACGGCUGUUCCGACAGGUGUGAGGUGAGAUCUCACUGUGGUUUUGAUUUGCGUUUCUCUGGUGUUUAGCGAUGCUGAGCAUCUUUUUUAUAAGUCUGUUGGCCAUCUGUUAGGUCUUCACAUUUCCCAAUGUUAAUAUUGUGGAACAUUUAUCAAAACGAAGGCAUUAACUGGAAUGGUAGUUACCAGGGACUGGGGAGCGGAGAGUGGGGAGCUGUCAAUCAACAGGCGUGACGUGUCAGUCAAGAGAGAUGAGUAAGCCCUGGAGACCCGCUGGCCAGCAUCACACCACAGCCAGCAGUAGUGACCCGGCCACUUACUUAACAGCUUGCUGUGAGGGCAGAUCUCACCGUGCGAGUUCUAACCACGAGAUAAAACCAAAACCCAGAAGAACAACUAUGACAUUAACACGGGUCCCGUGGCAUUAGCCAGACUACGAAUUUUAUUCAGAUUUCACCAGGCUUUCCGUUCACGACCUCUUUCUGGUCGAGGACCCCAUCUGGGGUCCAGGUGACAUUCAGUCAUCCCUUGUCCUCGGCCCCUCCCCCUGGAGGGUUUCUCUGUCUUCAUGGCAGUCGGGGAUUUUGUAGAAUGCCCCUCAGGUUGACUCUGACGUCUUCUUAGGGUUACCCCGGGGUUCUAGGUUCCGGAGAAGAAGCCCCAGAGGUGAGGCGUGGUCCUCGUGUCGUACCAGGGGACACCUGCUGCCCUCACAGCGUCGCUGGUGAAGGCGGGGCCCGCCAGGAGUCCCCGCUCGCAGUCUCUCUCUCCCCUUCUCUGCGGGUUGGCAGGAAGCCAGUCGCCGGGUCAGUCCUCGCCAAAGGGGAGGGGGCUUAAGUCAGCUGCCCCGAGGAAGGGGCAGCGAAGGAUUUCCCGAGGACACACAUUCAAACCACGACAGUCGUUAGUAAAUAUUUUGAGGGCGUAACUGCAGCUCUGCAGAUGGCCGGCGUCUUGCAGUCCGCGGGUCUUUUGUGGGAAUUCCCGCUGCUGGGGCAUGCCCAUGGCCACGUCUGCUUCCGAGGAGGUGACCUUGGAAGGGCUCACCCGAGAAUACAGGUCACGACGGUGAGGUGUCCAGUACACGACCCCAGCUCAUUACCCGGAGUCUGCGUGAGGGUUUGCCGUUGACAAGAGACUUCACCGCGAGGAGGAAGCAGGGCCACCUCGGGCUUCUAUCCGAAAACCAGAAGCGACAGCCAUCAUUGGUGGAAACAGGCGGGAGCUCUUGUCACAGGAUAAGAAAGCUGAGCGUGAGUCUAGGCCCAGCUCUGAGCACAGCGGGGGCCAGCGGGGACUUAAGGCAGAGGAGCAGGUGGGGUCAGUGGAUGGCCCAUCGCUAAGAGGAACCACCGGGGACAUUCUGGCUACAGCAGCUAACAGGAUUCGUGCUGUGGCAGGCCGGUGACCGCCAUCGCCUGGGGGAGGGAGGGUGGCGCAGCCAGUGUGCGUGGGGGCUCUCCCUAAAGUGACCGGUGUGUGGGGGUGUGGGUGGCUCUCCCUAAAGUGACAUAGCAAGUUCUUGCUAAAACUAGAUGCAGAGACGACCUCGGAAGCCCAGUGGCUGAGGCCCGCUUGCUUCGGGGGCUGAGAGGGGCCUGACCGACACUGGGCCAGGGAGAGAAAGCGCCCUGCCACCCAGCAGGGGACGGAAGGACGUCCUGGGGCUGCGUGGGAGCCGAGGACCCCCCACGGGUUUCGGGACCUCGCGCUCCGGCCGUCAGUGGCAGGCCCGUCUGCGUCCUUCCUGCUGCAGCCCAGAGGCCGGUCCCUGAGCCAUCGGAGACGUGCAGGGGACGGGGCACCCGCGGGGUCAGGACGGAGCCUUCCAGAAUGUGGGUCCAGGGGUCAUACUGGGUCGAAUGGUGUCCCCCCCAACAAGUUCACAGAACGUGACUGCUCAGUUGACCUUUGAACAGCGCGGGUUUGAACUGCGCUUGUUGCUCAUACAGGGUUUUUGGAAAAUCGUGCAGUACUGCAAGUGUAUUUUCCUCGUGAUUUUCUUAAUAACGUUUUCUUCCCUCCAGCUUACUUUGCAGUGUGUAACCCACAUAACGCACAAAAUAUGUGUUCAUGCACCGUUAUGUGCUCGGCGUGGCCUCCGGCCCGACAGCGGGCUACUAGUUGAAUUUUUGGGGACUCAGAAGUUACGCGCGGAUUUCGACCGCACGGAGGGCGGCGCGGGUUCUGGGGCCCGGGGACAGGCGUGGGUCCGGUCCCCACCGUGACCGCACCUUUCUCCCCGCGCAGCUCUGCCCUCUCAGGAGCCUGCAUUUUCUGGAGAGGAGAGCAUGGCUGCCGGCCGCCCGCUGCCCUGGGCCCCGGUGCAUCAGGAGUCGGUGACCUUCCAGGAUGUGGCCGUGGGCUUCUCCCCGGAGGAGUGGGCUUUGCUGGAUCAUUCUCAGAGGAAGCUCUACCGAGAGGUGAUGCUGGAGACCCGCCGGAACCUGGCCUCCGUGGAAGCCUCGAAGGACCAACGUCCUGAUACAGUUAUCGAGGAUGGUACAUCUUCUCCAGCACAAAGCUCUCGAGACAGCAGCCUUUCCCUGUGGACAGGGUGUUCACUCUUUCAGCCAGCGGUGUCUUUCCACCUGGAGCAGGGAGCAGCCAUGAUGAUGAGAGCGAAAGGAAUUCCCCAAGCCUCCUGUCCAGAUCGGGAGACUAGACUGGAAAUCCAAGGGUCAGUUUACAAGGAGGUGGUUUUGGAGGAAGAACCACUUGGUGGUACCAAGCUUCCCAGAGAAGACUGGGGACGUGGGCAACGUAAAGAGAAACAUGAAGAUUCCCAGAGGCUUUUGAGUCAGAUGGCGUACCUCCAAGGAAAGGCAUUUGCUCACGAGAAGGCUACUGCCUGGCAUGAAUUUGGGAAAAACUGUAUUCCGAGCUCAGGCCUUGUUUCCUCGCAGGGAAAUUGUGCUAUGGGAAAACACUUCUAUGACUGUGACCUAGAUGUUGAGAGUUUGGUCGCUAAUCCAUUCUUAAACCACCGUCAGGUGGGACAUAUAGACCAGAGACCCAGGGAAAGCAGCGAAUGUGCAGAAGACCUCAGCCAAAAUAGUUCCCUAAUUCAAAGCAGAAUAACUCAAUCUUCUGCAUAUGCAGACAGCGGGAGGUCGUUUAAUCGCAACAUGGCUCUUAUGAUACACAACAAAAUUGACACAUUGGAGAAACCCUAUGAAUGUCCCCAGUGUGGGAAAGUGUUUAACCGGAGGCAUUCCCUGAGCGAGCAUCGGAGAACUCACACAGGAGACAGGCCAUACGAAUGCAGGGACUGUGGGAGGGCCUUCACUCACAGCUCAACCCUCACUCGGCAUCUGAGAACUCAUACUGGGGAAAAGCCCUACGCAUGUGGAGAGUGUGGGAAAGCCUUCAACAGGAUUUCGUCUCUUACCCAACAUCAGAGGAUUCACACAGGGGAAAAGCCCUAUAAAUGCAAAGACUGUGGGAAAUCCUUCUGCCAGAGCUCUUACCUGAUCCUGCACCAGCGAACACAUACUGGCGAGAAGCCCUAUGAAUGCGACGAGUGUGGGAAGGCCUUCAGCGACCGCUCGUCACUUAACCAGCACGAGCGAACUCACACUGGCGAGAACCCCUAUGAAUGUGAUCGGUGUGGACGAGCCUUCAGCCAGAGGUCCUCCCUGGUUAGGCACGAGAGAACGCACACUGGGGAGAAACCGUACGGCUGUCGCGAGUGUGGGAAAGCCUUCAGCCAGACUUCCUCCCUCAUCGCACACCAGAAAACUCACACUGGUCCAAAAACCUAUAAAAUCGUUGACUGUGGGAAAGCUUUCUAUCAGAGCAGCCACUUCAUUGCAUUUUAGAGCUUGCUUGCUGUCCUGGCAAGUACUCUCAGCACUCUACCAAAUAAGAGUGGUUAGACAGUGCUCCGCUGACAUCCUACUUGAAGCAGGUUUAUGCCACAUUCUUGAAGAAAGCACUGAAGCGCAGAUCUGAGAAGGGGCCUUUUAAUGGGGCAAGUUGUCCAGUGAGCUCCAGCCUCUUAGAAAAGAUGGGUAGAUGGGACCACUGACAUCGAAUGGGAUUUUGCUAAGAGUGAUCUCCUUAAUUGAGUUGUCGAAUCAAAAGAUAUUCUUUCAACGUUUUGUUUCAGGUGUCAGUAUUUUCUUUUCGAUCAUCUAUCUCAAUAUUUUACUUAGAGCGUGCUCAGUUUUUCAGUCUCGAUCGCUCCUUUCCCUGUAACAAGUAUUUACAGGGAACCUGGACUGUCUGUGGUGCCAUGUGGCUGUGGACAAGACAGACAUAUAUGCUAGUGUUGAGGAAACAGCAUGGCUUCAUGGACAUGUGAUCUGUGUGGUCACCAAGACUCUGCUCUCCGAAAGGUCCUGUCAUUGUUUUAAUACUCUGCUGUAUCCGUUUCAAUAUUAUUAAUAAUUUUGAACAAACGGUCUCCCCUAUAUUUUCAUUUUGCAGCAAGCUUUGCACGUUAUGUAGCCAGACCCAUGAUGGAGUGAGGGGCAGGGACAGAUGUUAAACAAGUAACCAAAUACUUUAAAUCUUUACCAAUUUUGGUAGAUCCUUUGGAGCACAGCAACGGGAUGCUAGUGUAAGAGAUAGAGAGGCACCAACAUAAGAUAGGGCCUUUCCGAGGGUCUAAAUUUAAGUUGAGAUGCGAGUCAUUGGAGCACUUGAGAUGAAGAAUUUCACCAGAGGAGAGCUUCACUUUAGCUCUGUUUUUACAUGUGGUUUCAUGAGUAUCCAAAGAAAUAUUUACCACUUUGUUUUGAUUUCUCUGACUCAAAAGUAUUUUGAGAGAGAAUAUAUUUUUCAAACUUCCGGGUGUUUAAAUAUCCAUUCCCUGCUCCAUGGAAAACAAAUUGUUUUUCUCCUUACACUGGCUCGCUCCUCCCAUACUGUGUUGGAUGAGAGCGUUGAGAAUAGAUUUUCUUGAUUCGUUCCUGGUCUUAGGGCAGCAUUCGAUCGUUCGCCACAGAGUGUGACGUUAACUGUAUUAUCUUCACAUAUGCCUUUCAUCCUUACUCUUUCAUUAAAUUUCUGUCUUUGUUACACUGUGGUCUGA
Pteropus alecto (black flying fox) is the source of this 7033-nucleotide messenger RNA. It is a transcript of the gene ZNF554, whose product is annotated as zinc finger protein 554. The coding region runs from base 4287 to 5816 and encodes 509 amino acids. Gene Ontology annotation, molecular function: RNA polymerase II cis-regulatory region sequence-specific DNA binding; DNA-binding transcription factor activity, RNA polymerase II-specific. The transcript has 4 exons. NCBI's taxonomy places the organism in Eukaryota, Metazoa, Chordata, Mammalia, Chiroptera, Pteropodidae. The record is from RefSeq and is a predicted model, not a curated record. Gene Ontology annotation, biological process: regulation of transcription by RNA polymerase II.